AUGCACACCCUGAACCCGGUCGCCUCGUCGACCCUGUCGCUGCCUACUGAUAAUUACAUCUAUACACUGACUCCCUCGGCCCCAGGUACUUUCGCAGCCAUCUCAUCCGAUGACUCCCUGCGCCUGUUUGACGCUGGCCUGAAUGCCUCUGUGCUAUCCUCCGCCGCGCACGUCGGCGUGACUUCGCUAGCCAGGUUCGGAGACUCCCUACUGGCCACGGGAGGACGAGAUGGAAAGGUGAAGGUGUGGGAUGUCCGGGCUGGGAAGUCUGUGGUGGAGAUGCAGACGGCGAAGCAGGCACCUGUUCUCUCGGUGGCCUGCUCUCCCGAGACGAAUACCAUCGUUGCAGGCACAGAGUUGGUCUCUUCCCAGGCCGUCGUGGCCUUCUGGGACAUACGAUCCCCAGAAUCCUUCAAGCUGCAAUACGUGGAAAGUCACAACGACGACAUCACAGAGCUCCAAUAUCACCCGACCCGCAGCAACAUUCUCCUUUCUGGCAGCACGGACGGACUAGCCAACAUCUAUGACACGACAGUCAUUGAUGAAGACGAAGCUCUGGUCCAGGUAAUCAACCACGGGUCCAUCCACCAUGCCGGAUUCCUGUCAGACCGCGCCAUCUUCGCCCUGAGUCACGAUGAGCUGUUCUCCGUGCACCCAGCUACAGACCCGGACGAUGCAACAGAGGAGCCUGAGCCCGUGCAGUUUGGCGAUCUGCGUGACCCGCUGGGCUGUGAGUACAUUGCGCAGCUUUGUCUCGGGGCUCAACCGUACAUUGCUGCUGGUAAUAAGAUGGAACAACGGCUUGAUUUGGUUCCUCUUGUUUCUGGGCCUUGGUCGCUGGAUCGAGAGAAUCUGUGGCGUUUGCCUGGGGCUCAUGGGGAAGAGGUUGUUCGGUCUGUUUAUUUGGAUGAGCAGAGCUCAUCUGUCUUCACCUGUGGUGAGGAUGGCUAUGUGCGGGUAUGGAAGCCCGAGGGGGAGGUUACCCAGUCUGAAUCCAAGUCGAAGGCUCGGCCGAAGGAGAAGAAGAAGGAUCGAUACAGACCGUAUUGA
Messenger RNA from Penicillium salamii, 1050 nucleotides. NCBI's taxonomy places the organism in Eukaryota, Fungi, Ascomycota, Eurotiomycetes, Eurotiales, Aspergillaceae. The record is from the annotation of a GenBank genome assembly.